AAGUGUGGAAAGAAGGAAACGAAAAGAAAGACAAUGGAAGCACGUGACCUGCCAAACCAAAACACUCUGCGUCUGCACUCUUUUUCCUUUUCGCAUACCCAAAGCAGCCAAAGCAUCGGACACCCAAUACCCAUAAUACCCAUACCCAUACCCUUACCCACAAUUCUUCUUUCCCCCCCUCAAUCCCCAGUAUCCAUCCAUUCUUUCAUUCCACUCCAAUCUUUUCUCUCUUUUAUUAUUAUUUUUCUUUUUUCGAAAAAGCUGCUUUCUUUCUAUUAGAGAAAAAAGAAAACUGGCUUCAUUUUGUAAAGUGGGUUUACAUCGAUCCUCGGCUGUUUCUUACGGACUCUGUUUAUUUGUUUGCUUGUGUGCUGUGCCGAAGCAGCCAGCAGGGGGGGUUGCGUUGAGUGGGUUUUCUUUUUGCUACUGAACUCAAGAAACAAGAUUAUGGUUGUGGAAUCAUUGAGGAGAGGAUUGCCCAACAACAUACCCGCUUGGAUUUUGUGGGGAGUCCCCAACACGUAUACAAUCACAUUCUCCAUUCUCAGAUCUCUAGGAUCUCACACUUUCAUCUUCCACCUAUUACCAAUUUCUCUUCCACUUCUGCUUCCUCUCACCCUCGCCCUCACCUCCCAUUCAUUCAACCUCUAAACCAAAACCCCUCCCUCCUACGAACUCCUGACCUAUCUGGACAAUGGCGUCUCUGCUUUUUCUUCAUACAUAGCAUCCGCUCGACUGACAAUUUACUUUACGCAAAAUAAGUUAUGGAACCACCUCUUGUGUUAUGCAAACCGGUUUUUGUAGUUUUGGCACUCCUCCAACUUGCUUCUGCUACGUUAUCUCCUUCUGGCGUAAACUACGAAGCUAGUUUAAUUGGACCUGUCUUGUAUCUGGGAAUUGAAUUUUCAAUUUUCACUUUUCUGGAAAUUUGAACAGUCGUAGCUUUGAUGGCCAUAAAAAAUGAUUUAUUAGAUCCCCACAAUGUUUUGGAGAACUGGGAUUCUAAUUCCGUGGAUCCUUGUAGCUGGAGAAUGGUCACCUGCUCUCCAGAUGGAUAUGUUUCUGCUUUGGGGCUACCUAGCCAGAGUUUGUCUGGGGUCUUAUCACCGGGGAUUGGAAACCUCAGUAAGUUGGAAUCAGUGUUGCUUCAGAACAAUGACAUUUCAGGACCAAUUCCUGCAACCAUUGGAAAGUUAGAGAACCUCCAGACUCUUGAUCUCUCCAACAAUGUAUUUAGUGGCCAAAUACCCAGUUCCCUUGGAGACUUGAAGAAGCUGAACUAUUUGCGACUGAAUAACAACAGCCUAACUGGACCUUGUCCUGAAUCUCUAUCCAAAGUUGAAGGUCUCACGCUCGUGGACCUUUCAUACAACAACUUGAGUGGCUCCUUACCCAAAAUAUCAGCAAGAACGUUCAAAAUUGUUGGUAACCCUCUGAUCUGUGGUCCAAACAACUGUUCUGCUAUCUUUCCAGAGCCAUUGUCGUUUGCCCCAGAUGCUCUUCAAGGAAAUUUGGGGUUUGGUAAGAGCCACAGCAAGGCAAUUGCUUUUGGGGCAAGUUUUAGUGCUGCUUUUAUUGUUUUAGUCCUUAUUGGAUUACUUGUCUGGUGGAGAUACAGACACAACCAGCAGAUUUUCUUUGAUGUAAAUGAUCAAUAUGACCCAGAGGUACGUUUGGGUCAUUUGAGAAGGUACACGUUCAAGGAACUUCGGGCAGCAACUGAUCACUUCAACUCUAAGAAUAUCUUGGGAAGAGGUGGGUUUGGAAUUGUGUACAAGGGAUGUUUAAAUGAUGGGACUCUGGUAGCGGUUAAAAGGCUGAAGGAUUAUAACACCGCUGGUGGGGAGAUCCAAUUUCAGACUGAAGUAGAGAUGAUAAGCUUAGCUGUACACCGAAAUCUUCUCAAGCUUUUUGGCUUUUGUUCUACUGAGAGUGAAAGACUUCUGGUUUACCCAUUCAUGCCCAAUGGCAGUGUUGCAUCUCGUCUAAGAGAUCAUAUCCAUGGGCAGCCGGCUCUAGAUUGGGCAAUGAGAAAGAGAAUAGCCUUGGGCACAGCUAGAGGAUUGGUGUACUUGCACGAACAGUGUGACCCCAAAAUCAUCCAUCGUGAUGUGAAGGCUGCCAACAUUCUCCUUGAUGAAGACUUCGAGGCUGUUGUUGGAGACUUUGGGUUGGCCAAGCUUUUGGAUCACAGGGAUUCUCAUGUAACUACAGCGGUGCGUGGCACUGUUGGCCAUAUUGCCCCAGAAUACUUAUCAACAGGCCAAUCGUCAGAAAAGACUGAUGUUUUUGGGUUUGGAAUCUUGCUUUUGGAGUUAAUUACUGGUCAGAAGGCUCUGGAUUUUGGUCGAGGAGCAAACCAGAAAGGCGUGAUGCUCGAUUGGGUGAAAAAGUUGCAUCAGGAAGGAAAGCUGAAUAUGAUGGUGGAUAAGGAUCUAAGAGGUAACUUCGACAGAGUUGAGUUGGAGGAAAUGGUCCAGGUUGCGCUGUUAAGCACUCAAUUCAAUCCUUCUCACCGACCCAAAAUGUCUGAAGUAUUAAAAAUGUUGGAAGGCGAUGGUUUAGCUGAGAAAUGGGAAGCAUCACAGAACGUUGAAACGCCACGAUACCGACCGUGCGAGAAUCCCCCUCGACGGUACUCAGAUUAUAUAGAAGAAUCUUCUCUGAUAGUAGAAGCCAUGGAGCUUUCAGGCCCUAGAUGACAGCCUUCACUUUGUUUCUUGUGUAAUUCCUUCUUACAUCAUUAUUAACUUGCAGUUGCAGAGAAGAGUGAGUGGGGGUUGAUGGUGUUGGUUUCAUGCUUGUGUAAUUCUUCUGUAAAAAAGAAACGAGAGAGAGAGUAAUGCUAAGCUGUUUUGUUAAGAAAUUUCUUGUUCAACCCAGCUUAGAAGUUCACUUCUGGCACAUGGAACGACAUGUCGUUUGUUAAUUAAUUAGUGUUCACUCGUGCUCCUCCCAUUCAUUCAUUCAUCCAAGGCCCAGCCCAUAUCUAUGUUCAAGUGGGUCCUCCUGCCCAAUGCAGAAUUUGUUGAGAUGGCGGAAUCAGAGUCGAAUUUAUAAAACGGUCAGGGCACGUGUCCUUCUCACAUCCUGAUGUUUUACAUAUAUGUAUUUCUUUUGUUUUUUUGUUGAAUAUAAAAAUCUGCAGUUGUAUAUUAAA
Benincasa hispida (wax gourd) is the source of this 3160-nucleotide messenger RNA. It is a transcript of the gene NIK3, whose product is annotated as NSP-interacting kinase 3. Gene Ontology annotation, biological process: protein phosphorylation. Lineage: Eukaryota; Viridiplantae; Streptophyta; Magnoliopsida; Cucurbitales; Cucurbitaceae. Gene Ontology annotation, molecular function: ATP binding; protein kinase activity; protein binding. The record is from RefSeq and is a predicted model, not a curated record.